UGGCAGUCCCUCUGCACAUUCUGCAGUAUAGCUGCAUCAACAGCAGCUAUAUAAACACCCCACAGUGGACUGACCCCCAACGUUGAUUACGCCAAAUCUCUCCCACCUCAGCAUCUGGAGAGAGCAGACAGGCGGGCAUCAUGAAUCAGCGAGAGCAGAUGGAACAGCAGGGGCAGUGGAGAAUCACAGUGUGGGAAGAGGAGAACUUCCAGGGCAAGCGCUGUGAGUUCAUGCUGGAGUGCCCGAACAUCCUGGACAGGGAUUUCCAAAAGAUCCGCUCUAUCAAGGUGGACAACGGACCCUGGGUUGGUUAUGAGUACCCAGAGUAUCAGGGCCAGCAGUUCAUCCUGGAGAAGGGAGAUUACCCUUGCUACCAGGCCUGGAGCGGAAACAGCAGUUACCGCACUGAGCACCUGCUUUCCUUCAGACCCAUCAAAUGCGCUAACCACAGUGACAGUAAAAUUACCCUGUAUGAGUGUCAGGACAUGAUGGGACGCAAGUUUGAGAUGUGCGAUGACUACCCCUCUCUUCAAGCCAUGGGCUGGUGCAGUAAGGAGGUUCCUUCUAUCAAAGUCAACUCUGGAGCCUGGGUUGGCUACCAGUUUCCAGGUUACCGUGGAUACCAGUAUAUCUUUGAGAGAGACAGACGUCAGGGAGAAUACAGGAACUAUAAUGAGUUCGGCACCCAGGCCCACAGCAAUCAGAUCCAAUCAAUCCGCCGAAUUCAGCACUAAGCCCGCCCCCACUCUUCUCCUAUUGGCUACUGUGUAUCAAGUGACAGUAUGAUAUAACAUGAGAUAAAGCAGGCAAUAAAUACUUUUUCAAACUCUAGAAAAAAGAGUGUGCUUGUCACCAUUCCUUUGAUUUACAAAGCCGGUCCACAGGAAAGACUGGAGUGUUAUCAUUUUAUAACAACUCGUGACUGACAUUGACGACAGCUCAUAAGGCUAUCUGAGCCUUUGUACUACUUAUAAAGACUUACCAUUUUGUAAUCAGAGAUUUUGAGAGUAGACAUCUUUAGAUUAGAUUUUUAGGUUUUUUAUUGUCUUGAUGUCAGGCAUAGAAUAAAUAUUGUUCUUGUCGGAUUGUAUUUUAUUUUAAUAAACAAAAGCAUGAGACGA
Messenger RNA from Myxocyprinus asiaticus (Chinese sucker), 1121 nucleotides. It is a transcript of the gene cryba2a, whose product is annotated as crystallin, beta A2a. The transcript has 5 exons. The record is from RefSeq and is a predicted model, not a curated record. Lineage: Eukaryota; Metazoa; Chordata; Actinopteri; Cypriniformes; Catostomidae. Gene Ontology annotation, molecular function: structural constituent of eye lens. Gene Ontology annotation, biological process: lens development in camera-type eye; visual perception. Bases 141 to 734 code for a protein of 197 amino acids.